AUGGCGAGCGCAGGUCCGUCUUCAACCCCAGAGCCGAUGCAGGAGGACGUGCAGAGCGAAACCAUGACCUCGCGAGACUACUAUGCUGAUUCGUAUGCUCACUUUGGCAUUCACGAAGAAAUGCUGAAGGACACUGUGCGUACCGGCUCGUACCGCAACGCGAUCAUCAACAAUCCCCACUUGUUCAAGGACAAGACGGUGCUCGAUGUAGGCUGUGGAACUGGCAUCCUAAGCAUGUUCGCCGCGAAGGCUGGCGCUAAGCAUGUUGUCGGGAUUGAUAUGUCGAACAUCAUUGACCAAGCUGUGAAAAUCGUCGAAGCGAACGGCUUCAAAGACAAGAUUACAUUAGUCAAGGGGAAGUUAGAGGAAGCGCCACUGCCAAUCACGCAGUUUGACAUCAUCAUCUCUGAGUGGAUGGGCUACUUCCUGCUGUACGAGUCCAUGCUGGAUACAGUACUGCUUGCACGCGAUAAGUACCUCAAACCUGGCGGUCUGAUUUUUCCCGAUACCGCGACAUUGUAUCUCGCUGCCAUCGAGGAUUCGGAGUACAAGGAGGAAAAGAUUAAUUUCUGGGACAAUGUGUAUGGUUUCAACUACUCGUGUAUCAAGGAUAUCGCUCUGCGUGAGCCUCUCGUGGAUACAGUUGAACUGAAAGCUGUUGUCACGGAUCCGUGCAUGAUCAAGUAUAUCGACUUGCUCACGGCUAAGAAGGAAGACUUAACCUUCGCUGCACCGUUCUCCUUGGUCUCUACACGUAACGAUUAUGUGCACGCAUUCCUUGCUUGGUUCGACAUUUCGUUCGAGUGCACCCACACAAAAGUUAAGUUCUCCACCGGCCCACACGCCAAGUAUACCCACUGGAAACAGACAGUAUUUUACACGCCAGACACGCUCACCGUAUCAGAAGGGCAAAAAAUAACUGGACGGCUGUCCUGUGCGCCAAACGUUCGAAACAAUCGUGAUCUCGACAUCACGAUCAGUUAUAAGACGAACAAUGAACCAGUGACAGAAAUCCAAUACAAAAUGUACUAG
Molecule: messenger RNA, 1032 nt
Organism: Sparassis crispa
Lineage: Eukaryota; Fungi; Basidiomycota; Agaricomycetes; Polyporales; Sparassidaceae
Product: Protein arginine N-methyltransferase 1
Exons: 10
Coding region: 1-1032 (343 amino acids)
Biological process (GO): peptidyl-arginine methylation
Cellular component (GO): nucleus
Molecular function (GO): protein-arginine N-methyltransferase activity
Source: RefSeq, a predicted model, not a curated record